UUCUUGUUCUCGACCUCGCCCUCGCACCCCGCCGCCAAGAGCCACCUCCAACGUCGCAGGCCUCGCAGCUUGCCUCCCGCACGCACACUUGCGCACGCCGGGCCUCCAGCAUGGGCCCACAAUGAGCUCCUCCGGCCCCUUCGCCGCCUCUUCCUCCGCCUCUGCCUCUGCCUCGACGCCGGCCGCAGCCUCCACAUUUACUGCACCCGACACCUCGCUGCUGCCGACGCACUUUGUGCGCCUCAACUACCUCGACCCGUCGCCCAAGAAAGGCUGGGUGAAGCAAUUGCUCGCCACGCCUCGCGGCGCCUCUGCCCUCCCGCCGCUGCGGCCCGCCGAGCUUGCGCCGCUGCAGGAGCUGCUGCGCUGCGGCGCCUGGUUCGACGCCGGCCACCCGUUCCGCGAGCUCGACGCCGCCGGCGCGCCGCACGUACAGCUCUACCUGGCGCGCACCGCCGAACGGCUCGUGCCCAUGCUCUUCAUCUCGCGCGCUCACGUCGAGCGCCUCGCGCUGCACGCCUCGGCGGCGAUGCGUGCGCGCCAGCCGGGCGCAUGGGCGCGCGAGCUGCACAUCCCUGCCUCGCGGCCGGGCACCUGGGCGCGCGAGGAGCUCGUCGGCAUCGUGCCUGUGACGCCACGCCGAGCCAGAGAAGUCUCUCAGCUGCGCUCCAACAUCACGCAGGAGCUCGAGGACAUCGAGGCGGCCAUGCCGCAGCGCAGCUACGUCAGCUGGCCGGCGGCGUACGAGUCGCUGCGCGCGCUCUGGCAGCGCUCGACGCUGCCCUCGGCGCCCGCCGUGCCGCUGCUGCUGGCCGUCGACGUCGAGACGUGGGAGAUGAGCCAUCAGGGCAAUCAGAAAGAGGCGCAGAAUCCCAGCGGCUGGGCCCUCGAGAUCGGCUGGUCCCUCAUCUCGCCCUCGACGCCGCGCGCCGGCGCAGCGCCGACACCUUGGUCUGAACGUGGAGGCAGCAGACGUCCGAUGAAGGACGCGGCUAGGCUGCCACAGCCCGGCUCGUGGAUGCAAGAGACGCACCACUACCUCGUGGACCGCCACUACCCCGCGCGCAAGAAUGGCCGCUACUGUGCCGAUCAGCGGCACAACUUUCUCUUCGGCCCGCCGUCCGAGCGCUCGGGUGCCGGCCAAGAGGCGCCGUACAAGAACGGCUCGCGCAUCGCCUCGAUGGAGGAUAUCACGCGCGAGCUCAACGCCACGCUGCUGCUGGCGCGCGAGACGGACACGCCCGUCUUUGUCACGUUCCACGAUGCCGAUGGCGAUCUGCCAACGCUUCAAGGUAUGGGCAUCCUGACGAACACGUGGCUGCGCGGCCCGGAGGGCAUCCACACGGUGUGUAACUGGCUGCCCGGCUCGGGCCGUGCGCCCAUCUGCGUACUCGACACGUCUGCGCUCAUCGCUGCGGUACGCGGCGACGACUACAGCGCCCAGCACAGUCUCGGCACCGUCGCGCUGGCGCUCAACGUCAAUGACGGCGUCAUCGAAGGCAUGCACAACGCCGCCAAUGACGCCUUCUACACGGCUGCCGUCGGCGCCACCUUGGCUGCUGGUCCGCCGCUGCCGCAGAUGCGCGCACUGCUGCAGCCGCGCUGGGAGGCGGCCAAGGAGCAAGGCAAGAAGCGCACGCCGGCACAGCACAGCGCGAUGCUGGCGAAGCAGAACGAGGAGCUACCCGAGGAGAUCUGGCUUUCGCCGUGGGCCAUGGGCGAGCCGUCGCCGGCUAGCGCAGUCACGGACAAGCUCACUUUCAUGAACGAGGUGCGAGCCGUCGCGGCCCGCAGCGUGCCGCCGCCGGAUGCUGCGCAACAGGAGCAGGAGCAUGAGAGCACAGCCACGUCGGCCGCGGCUGAGAGCAGCAAGAGCAACGGCGCUUCAAAGCAGGCUACGGUCGCAGCAACAGUCUCGACGCCCACGGCCAAAAAGAGCGAGCCCGUUGACCCGCUCGUGCUGGCCGCGGCGCAGCAAGCUGCCGAGCAGGCGCAAGACGGUGCUCGUGCUCAGCUCGUGGCGCAGGCCAGGACUGCUUCGCAGCUCAGGUCUCCUUCGCAGCUCAAGGUCGCUUCGCAACCACAAGCAGGAUCCACAGUCGCCGCGCCAGCGCCGGCUUCGCCAUCGCCCAGAGCAGUCGCCCAGGCGUCACUCGUGCCUCAGUCGAGGAUCGCUCAGGGCAAGCUGUACGCGCGCGACGCAGAGUCGCAUUCGCUGCCUCCGCGCCAGCCGCCUUCGCAGUCGUCGUCGCUCGGUGUUCCGCUUCGCAGCGCCAGGGUGCAGGCUGCCAUAUCGGCACCUGCCGCCAGCAGCAAAGCCGCGCCUACUCUUUCAUCGUCGCCGCCGCCGAGACCGCUUACUCAGGGCAGGACGGUGCAGGUGCCCGUCUCAGGCGUGGCCGCACGCACUUCCGUUGCGGCUAAACCGGCGCCCAUCGCUCAAGGAGUACAUGUGCCGACAACGACACCAUCUCUGGCUGCGCGGGCUGCUGCAAGCCAAGCCAGCACUCCUCGCGAGGCGCCAGCGACGCAUGCCUCCUCGAGCGCAACUACACAGCCGGCCACUGCAUCAGUCGCAAGCAACUCGACUUCGAAGCUGAAGACUUGGCCCGCGCCUACCUCUCGCACCACUCAGACGCUCGCCGAAGUGCUGCUCAACGAGCAACGCCGAGAGGCCGCAGAGCUGGCGAAGAGCAUGGCGUCGCAGACGCAGUCGACAGCACAGCUGGAAGAGAGCUCGCGCGGCACCAAGCGCGACGCCCCUUCCUCGCCGCCGGGCAGCCCGUCGAAGCAGCGGGCCAAGGCUCCGCAGGCUUCUGGUGGAUACAUCGAGCCGGUGGGCUUUGGCCCUGAGCGCUUCGGCUACAUUGCGAGCACGAGGUGGCCAGCAGCCAGCGACGAGAGGGCUCGGCGCUGGUCUGGCGAGGGUCAGGAUCAGGUCUCCAUCAAGGAUGCAUUGGAUGCGUACCACGAAUAUCGAGACAUCUGUAAGAACAUGGUGCUCGCUGCCACCAAGGAGCUAGGCUAUCAGCCCGUCGUCUUCUUCCGCGGCGAGGCACUUCACCCUCUUCGCAGCCUGGCUUCCUACCGCCAGUACUUUAGGACGGACGACCUGGAGAUGCGCGACUCGUUCCGCGCCGCUUGGAAAGAGGCCAUGAAUCACUUCGAGCUGCAGCCAGUCGCAGUCGCUGCGGUCGACAAGCUGCGGGAGCUCAAGCGGGCGCAAGGCGAUGUCUUCUGGGCCUCUGCCUGUGGCCAGCGCUUGCUACCGACAUUUCGAUACAUGCGCUCCACGCACGCCCGAUCAGUCUUCGGUACCGGCUCUGUGCGGCGGCACGAACGCUCGGUGCGCGAGGUCGACGAAGCUCGCCUGCGCGCCGAGAGGCUCGGCGAGUGGCGCAUGGACGAUGCGGACAACGACGUGUCGGAGAUAGAGCUGUACGACGGCAGCGAUGAUGACACGGACUGAAUGAGAAGCAAGCCAGGCCAUCUGUUUGUCCUCUCUAUGUAUAUAUACCCUCCCUACCCUACAUGGAUACGCUCGACGUG
Tilletiopsis washingtonensis is the source of this 3549-nucleotide messenger RNA. RefSeq lists its product as hypothetical. Bases 122 to 3469 code for a protein of 1115 amino acids. NCBI's taxonomy places the organism in Eukaryota, Fungi, Basidiomycota, Exobasidiomycetes, Entylomatales. The record is from RefSeq and is a predicted model, not a curated record. The transcript is spliced from 2 exons.